Molecule: messenger RNA, 2515 nt
Organism: Scleropages formosus (Asian bonytongue)
Lineage: Eukaryota; Metazoa; Chordata; Actinopteri; Osteoglossiformes; Osteoglossidae
Gene: casq1a
Product: calsequestrin 1a
Exons: 11
Coding region: 279-1613 (444 amino acids)
Biological process (GO): regulation of skeletal muscle contraction by regulation of release of sequestered calcium ion
Cellular component (GO): sarcoplasmic reticulum lumen; Z disc
Molecular function (GO): calcium ion binding
Source: RefSeq, a predicted model, not a curated record
CACUUUUCCAACAGCCCCCUUGCCCUGAAGACAGCUCAGCCUUCCUCCCAUCGUUCCCUCACACCCAGGUCAUCCAAUAAAUUCAGUCCCUGUCUCUCUCUCUCUCUUCCCACUUAUCAUUGGCUCAUCCCUGGGUGUGUGUUUUUUUUUUAAAUAGAGGGUCUCGGGGGUUGCUCUUUCUGUUUUCUGGGUGGUGGGGAUCUUAACUGCAACUUGUUUCUGUUUCUUUUUUUAAUAUUUUGAGUGGAACAGAAACAGUUUUUAGUAACCAGGGAAACAUGAAAUUGUAUUGGGUGCUACUGGGGGUCCUGCUCUCCUUUGGAGGGCUGUCUUUGGGAGAGAAGGGCCUGGACUUCCCUGAAUAUGAUGGCAAGGAUCGCGUGCAUGACCUCAACGUCAAGAACUUCAAGUCCAUCAUGAAGAAGUACGAUGUGAUGGUCGUCUACUACCACGAGCAUGUUGGAGACAACCGCGCCGCCCAGAGACAGUUUGAGAUGGAGGAGCUGGCCCUCGAGCUCGCCGCCCAGGUUCUCGAAGAUCUAGACGAUGAGGACAUCGGGUUUGGUCUCGUUGAUGAGAAAAAGGACAACAUCGUCGCUAAGAAACUAGAUUUUGAUGAGGUGGACAGCAUCUACGUCUUCACGGAGGAUGAAGUGAUUGAGUACGAUGGAGAGCUGGCCGCUGACACUCUGGUUGAGUUCAUUUAUGACGUGUUGGAGGACCCUGUGGAGUUCAUUGAAAAUGAAAGGGAGAUCAGAGCUUUCGAGAACAUCGAAGAGGAGAUCAAACUGGUGGGCUACUUCAAGAACGAAAAAUCUGAUCAAUAUGUGGAGUAUGAAGAUGCUGCUGAAGAGUUCCACCCCUUCAUCAGGUUCUUUGCCACCUUCGACUCUAAGGUUGCCAAAAAGCUGGACCUAAAAAUGAAUGAAGUGGACUUCUAUGAGCCCUUUAUGGACGAGCCCGUUGUCAUCCCUGGAAAACCCUACUCAGAGGAAGAGCUUGUUGAAUUUAUUGAGGAUCAUGACAGACCAACCCUGAGGAAACUGGAGCCCCACAACAUGUACAACAUCUGGGAGGAUGAUAUUGAUGAUGAACACAUCAUUGCUUUUGCUGAGGAAUCUGACCCAGAUGGUUUUGAAUUCCUGGAAGUCGUGAAAGAGGUCGCUAAGGACAACACCGACAACCCCGACCUCAGCAUCCUCUGGAUUGACCCUGAUGACUUUCCCCUGCUCGUUCCAUACUGGGAGAAGACCUUUGACAUCGACUUGUCCUCACCUCAGUUUGGCGUUGUGGACACUGAUGAUGGCGACAGUGUCUGGAUGGACAUAGAUGAUGAAGAUGAUUUGCCAACACCAGAUGAGCUGGAGGAUUGGAUUGAGGAUGUCUUAGAAGGAGAUAUUGACCCUGAUGAGGAUGAUGAUGACGACGAUGACGAUGACGACGAUGACGACGACGAUGACGACGACGACGAUGACGACGACGACGACGACGAUGAUGACGACGAUGACGACGACGAUGACGAUGACGACGAUGACGACGACGAUGACGAUGACGAUGAUGAUGACGAUGAUGAUGACGACGACGAUGAUGAUGAUGAUGACGAUGAUGAUUAAAUUCUUUAGGCCUUCUUUUACAUCAUUGGCACAAAAGCAUCACAAUAUUCAGGUCUUACAAAGCUGACCUAUUCCUCGUCUCUUUUUGUCAAAACUUGUCUUGAUAAAAUUGUCAUCUGUUCUGCCCUCCUUGUUUUCCAAGACCCCCUCAGCACCCCGGCCCAAUCCCACCACUUGCAUCAGGGCUCUGGUCCGGUCGUAGGGGGGACCAUUUUCCUUAUUAACACAUCUCCUGUAUCUUACUCGAAAAGUGCAGCGCUCCCGUCUCUCGGAAAAGUCAAAGUCCCGGUAGCUGAAAUUCCCAUUUGUUUGCCUCAUUACAUGAAAACUCUUACAGUUCUUGUAGCAUCUGACUCAUACAACAAACUGAAUAUUAAAAGAGAAAAAAGAAAUGUCACAUCUGACGGCAAAGAAUUUAAAUGUCACCUUUCGUGUACUUUUGUACAUAUUUACAAAACUACAGUUUGCAGAUUUGCAUACAAUUUCAUGCAGAAAAAUUUCAACAAUCAAUGGUAAAAUAUGAUAAAAAAUUAAGUUACAUUUAAAUCCUGUCUUUUCUGCUUUAACAACAUUUCCACUCAGAGAAAAUGUGGGUGCCAUAAAUAACCUGGUGGAAGUGGAGGGGGUGGUUAGGGGUGUUUAGGUAAAUCUAAAUCAGUCUGUAAAAACUGGUGUUACUAUUAAUGUAUUUUUGUUCUUUUUGUUCAGGAUGAAAUGUCUGUUCUUCUUCUCUUUUAUUUGAAAAAGAGGGCCAGAGUUUCUUCCAGGUUAACGCAACAUCUUCCAAUAACUUAUUGUGACCUUACUUGAUUCAGAACAGGGCCUCAAGCCUUCCUUUUUGUGAAAUAAAAGUGUUGUAAAUCAACUGAAUGUUUUCUACUAGUAAAGAAAUAAAACAACAA